AUGGGACCUCUAGCAAUGGGCUAUGAUACUGCCGUAAUCGGCGGCACAAUGGCUCUCGACUCGUUCAAACGAGAUUUCGGUCUCAACAGCGGCUCCCAACAUUGGCGUGACACCCUCCAGGGAAACAUCGUCUCAACUUUCCAAGCCGGUACAUUCUUCGGCGCCUUGUUUACCUUCGCAAUCGGUGAGAAAUUCGGUAGAAAGAAAGCAAUAAUACUAGCAGUAGCAAUCUUCUUAAUCGGUGGCACACUCAUGACUUGCUCGAAUGGUCAUCUACCAUUAAUAUACGCCGGACGCGCUAUUGCCGGGUUUGGAAUAGGAUCCGUAUCGCUGCUUGUUCCGGUUUAUAUUGCUGAGACUUCACCUCCAUCGAUUAGAGGUCGUUUAGUCGGUAUCUUUGAGGUUUUGUCUCAGGCCGGUGGGAUGUGUGGGUUUUGGAUAAAAUAUGUUGUUAAUCGUACGAUUUCAGUUGAUACGAAGGUGCAAUGGAUUAUACCACUAGCUUUACAGCUUUUGCCGGGAGUUCUACUCCUUUGUGGUAUAUUCUGGUGUCCCGAGACUCCGAGAUGGUAUGCAAAACAGGAACGGUGGGAAGAAGCUAUCGCCACACUCUCGUGGAUACGGAAACUUCCAGCCAGCCAUGAAUAUGUUAGAGGGGAAUUAGAGGAAAUUCGACGACAAGUAUCAUCGAGAAACCUGCCCUCGGAGAAUAGGAAUACCAAAAGAUACUAUUUAUCCCGGAUUUUCCAAAAGGGCACACGAAAUCGUAUAGGAAUAGGACUACUUCUCAUGGCAUUCCAGAACCUCACAGGCGUUAAUAUCAUUACCUACUAUUCUCCUCGUAUAUUCGAAACACUCGGAAUUCAAGGAACCGACACUAAACUCUUCGCUACUGGAUUUUACGGCGUCGCCAAAACCCUUGGGAUGAUAAUAUUUUCCGUAUGGUUAGUCGAAAAGGUUGGAAGACGAAGGAGUUUGAUAUGGGGUGCAUUCAUCGGAUCUAUUCCGAUGUGGUAUCUGGGUGGUUAUGUUUUAAAAUCUGACCCAACAGAGGCAGCAAUAAGAGGCGAUGUUGCAAGAAGCGGAUGGGGAUACUUAGCUAUGGUUUGCGUGUAUCUCUACGGUUUGAUAUAUUGUGCUACUUGGCAAGGCAUUACUUGGGUCUACUGUUCCGAGAUCUUCCCAUUGGAUAUCCGAAUGCUCUGCGUCGCUAUAACAACAGCAGAUCAGUGGUUUUGGUCGUUUAUCAUAUCAAGGACGACGCCGUAUAUGAUUACGUCUCUGGGAUAUGGUACUUAUAUGUUUUUUGCUUCUCUGAUGGUCUGUAUGGGAAUAUGGGCGUGGUGUUUUGUGCCAGAAACCAAGGGGAAGGGCUUGGAGGAAAUGGAGGAUAUUUUCGGUGUUAGAAAGUUCCAGGAUUCGGAGCAGGGAAACGGAAGGGGGAGCCAUGUUGAAGAAGAAGAAGAAGUCAACGGCCAUGAUCAUGAUCACGAUGUUGGUGGAAAGCCUGCCUCGGAACAUAUUGAGAACCCUGAUGUUUUAGAAAAAGUAGAUCGCAGUUAG
Messenger RNA from Orbilia oligospora ATCC 24927, 1563 nucleotides. RefSeq lists its product as uncharacterized. Gene Ontology annotation, cellular component: membrane. The transcript has 3 exons. Gene Ontology annotation, biological process: transmembrane transport; carbohydrate transport. The record is from RefSeq and is a predicted model, not a curated record. The coding region runs from base 1 to 1563 and encodes 520 amino acids. Gene Ontology annotation, molecular function: carbohydrate:proton symporter activity. Lineage: Eukaryota; Fungi; Ascomycota; Orbiliomycetes; Orbiliales; Orbiliaceae.